Molecule: messenger RNA, 1089 nt
Organism: Mycena indigotica
Lineage: Eukaryota; Fungi; Basidiomycota; Agaricomycetes; Agaricales; Mycenaceae
Exons: 2
Coding region: 61-1089 (342 amino acids)
Source: RefSeq, a predicted model, not a curated record
ACAUAUACUUGCUUUCUUCUUCAGGACUCAGACCUUGAGUUGGGACUUGAAACGCCAGACAUGCUGUUCGAAUGCUUUCUGGAGCGCGCUCAAGGGCUUCCCAUCAACUUGGAGCUAUCGGUCGCGGAUAAAUCCAAUUUUCACGAAUUCCCCUACGAGAUAUUUUCUUCCGCAAGCCAGUGGGUAGCGGCAGACCUUUCUCCAUUCAAACCUUCUGUGUAUAUCACACCCGGGCCGUUGAUGUUCGAUAUCGUUUCCUUCGACUCCUCAUGGGCACUCGACUUCCCCCAUCUCGAAACCUUGACUUUCAAUGUAUGGACAUCGGACCUGACCGAUUUGCCAGUGACCCCAUUGCCGUUAUUCCAAGAUGCAUAUCGUCUCCGAGAGCUGACCAUCCGCUCCCCAAACCACCUUUCCCUGUUCUCUUUCCCGGCCCACCAAUUGCGGAAACUCACGAUCCUUGACGGCCGCGAUAGACCGCUGAGCAGCGAAGUUUGGGAAAUCUUGCCCAGCCUGGUCGGAGUGGAGGAUCUCACGCUCCCCUCGCUUGAAGAUGACAUGGAGCUCGCUUUGACCGCACAUCUGGGCUUUGAGAGCAGGAUAGCAAUGCUCCGCUUGUCACGCCUGAGACUGUUCGACACCAGCAGCCUCCUCUUACCGCAUCUAUUCUUGCCGUCUCUCGGAACACUUCAACUCCGGGAGCCGCUAUCCAGCUUAGACUACAUGCUGGUCAAAGAUUCGGUCCCCGGCAUCGUCUCCUUGUCUCUCGAGUCUAGCAGCAUCACCUUAUUCAGCAAUGUCCUCGAGUCCCCGCUCGCCCGGCUCAAGCACCUGACGGUCACUGCAUUUGACAUGGACCCGUCUGCCGCGCGAUGGUGCACAACAGAUCUUGGAAACCUCCGCAAUCUCCCAAACCUUGAGUCGUUUACCCUCCGCAUCACGCCAGACUCUACGACGACCAUAGGCUCGAUCCUCCGCCCAUUCAUCGACGGUAUCACCAUGCGAGCCAACAAUACGGACGCUGCAGGCGCUACGGACAUGAAACUUAUUCAGUUCAGUCUUGACUUCGCGCCCAGACAACGCAAGUGA